Molecule: messenger RNA, 1199 nt
Organism: Toxorhynchites rutilus septentrionalis
Lineage: Eukaryota; Metazoa; Arthropoda; Insecta; Diptera; Culicidae
Product: zinc finger and SCAN domain-containing protein 4-like
Exons: 2
Coding region: 107-1168 (353 amino acids)
Cellular component (GO): nucleus
Molecular function (GO): zinc ion binding
Source: RefSeq, a predicted model, not a curated record
AUUUUACCGUCCGGAAGCAAAAUGAUCUACCGAAGAUUGGCAGUUUGUAUUUUGCACGUAAAAAUAGGAAUUUGUUUUUGAAUCCCUAGUAGUCUCAUUUACAGUGAUGGAAAUUCAAACAAUUACCCUCGAGCGGUGGAUGUGUCGAGUUUGCUUCAGCGAAGGUUCCUAUAAUAUCUUCGAGGAUCAGUUAGCACCGCUUCUGCAACUGUCAUCCGCCCAUCAAGGACAUCAGAUAGCGAGCAAAUUUCUACUGAUUGUCGAUGCGCUUAACUGCUUCAGCGAGUUCAAGAUUCUCCAAACGGAAGUCGUUAACGAACCGGCAAUGCUAUGCAAAGGUUGCUGUGAUGAGCUUGUGCAGUGUUAUCGAUUCCGAAUUAAAUUGAAUGAGUCAGAAUGCAUGUUGAGGAAAGAUCCGUCUAUCCAGGAUCAAGUUGAAACCAAAGAUGAUGAAGAUGGCAAGACUGGACUUACGUUGCAGUUCGCAGAUAUUGAGCCAAAUCUCGAAGACAACAAUGAUCAGUCUCCAGGCCAAGCUCAAGAUGGUUGUGAUGAGCAGGUUCCUGCAGAGCCGAAGAAGCUGAACAAGACGCACCAUGCGAGGCCUCGUUUUCAGCUCACUAGCCAGGUGAGCAACAUUCUGCGGCAUGUGGCUAUGAGCAGUAGGGCUUUUCCGGGUGGGGAGAAACGACGAGUAGUCGAAGAUAUCCCAGGAACUACUACACCAAAGAAAAUACAACGUAAGAAUAUCGCUAAGGGACUGGAUGAAACACUGGUUGUCCCAGAAUAUUUAUUUGACCCAGAGGGCAACGUCGAACUAGCGAAUAAAGUCCUAUCAAUGGAGGAGGAAGUUAUUUUGGAAUCGACUCAAACGCACUGCGAGGGAGAGAUGGAUGGGAAGAAUUCGGAAGGUAUAUAUUAUUGCAAACACUGUCCAAAGGCAUUUUCUGCACCUUAUCAUUUGCUUUCCCAUACCAAAAACACCCAUCUCUGUCAACACUGUCACAUGAACUUCCCUAAUGCUCUUGCGAGGAAUAAACAUAUUCGCGAGAAACACAAUUUGUUCCAGUGUUCCUUGUGCAGCUUCAAAACUCAGUACAACUCAAACCUGAGAUCACACCAAAGGAAAGUUCAUUCGAUUGUUUCGCCGGGGUACAGAAAGUCUUGAUGUGAAUAAAUGAAAGUCAUUGGAAGGCGGA